This is a messenger RNA of Elaeis guineensis (African oil palm), 1556 nucleotides long. Its product is annotated as transcription factor ILR3. Gene Ontology annotation, molecular function: protein dimerization activity; DNA-binding transcription factor activity. Gene Ontology annotation, biological process: regulation of DNA-templated transcription; intracellular iron ion homeostasis. The record is from RefSeq and is a predicted model, not a curated record. Lineage: Eukaryota; Viridiplantae; Streptophyta; Magnoliopsida; Arecales; Arecaceae.
CGGGUGACGUCAGCGCACGCGGCGGCCACUCGAGAUCCGUUAGCGAAUCCUUACGCGAAGGAGACGUCGGUGGUGCCGGUGCCGCUGGACCCCGAAAAGAUGGAUCAGAUGAGGUCCAUCGAAACAAUGGCCAAGAUCGUCGAGUUGGUCACCGAACCGUCAAUCGGACGAUCGAAUUUCGUCCAUACGAAAAUUGCGGUACAUGUAUAGGGCCCUUGCUGAUGGCAGCGUGUACUUAAGCUUUCGUCUUGUUCCGUUGACAGGUUCCGAGCCGGCCCAUAGAAAGGAAAAAACCUUUCUCAAAACCGCUCAUUCCUCUUCCUCCCCUGCUUCUCCCCUUAUCCCUCUUCGUCCCCAGUUUCCCAAGACCUAACCCUAGUUUUUCCGGGGUUUUUGGCAUCCCGAUCCUCGUCGCCGUUUCCCUGCCGGAGGAGCGGCGGGAGACGGAUCGGGCCCGGGAAUUCGCGCCGCGGGGGAUCUCGAUCUGCGAUGGGAUCCAAUUCGAUCGAGGACUACUGGAUCGAUGGCGGAGGGUCGGAUGGCGAGUUGCGCUGCGCUCUGGAGAACUUCUGCGGUAUCGGUCCGACCUCCGGGUACGACAAUGGAUCCCCCCCCCCCCCCCUACCGAUUCCUUACGUUCAGUGCAACGCCGUGUCGUGAGGAGUCGAAUUAGCUCAGAAUUGGGAUUCAAGAGGCAUACAUGGAUGUUUGCAACCUUGACCAGGCCAGCUCGAGGAAAAGGGUAAGAGAUGAAUCAUGUUCAGGACCCAAGACUAAAGCGUGCCGUGAGAAAAUGCGGCGGGAUAGGCUAAAUGAUAGGUUUUUGGAAUUGAGUUCGAUCCUUGAUCCUGGUAGGCCUCCUAAGUCUGACAAAGCCAGUAUUUUGGGUGAUGCGGCUCGUGUAUUGGUGCAGUUAAGAAGUGAAGCACGACAACUUAAGGAAUCAAAUGAAAAGCUUCAAGAAACAAUUAAAGAUCUAAAGGUGGAGAAGAAUGAGCUUCGGGAUGAGAAGACGAGGUUGAAGGCAGAUAAGGAGAGAUUGGAGCAACAAGUCAAGGCCAUGAGUGUGCCUCCAGCAGGAUUUAUGCCACAUCCAAUUGCAUUCCAUCCUGCUGCAGCCACUGUUGCAUUUGCUCCACAUGGUCAGGCUCCAGCAAACAAAGCUGGCUCCGUUACUGCAUUCCCUGGUGUGGCCAUGUGGCAAUGGAUGCCUCCCGCAGUUGUGGAUACCACACAAGAUACCAAGCUUUGGCCUCCCAAUGCGUAGGCCCUCAAAAUGCAGCAGCCGCAUCAUUUUGCUGACCCUUCAUUUACUCCGUUUUUCUCUCAUGCUAAAUUUUAGUAUUUAUAGUCUCUGAUGGGAGUUCAUUUGGUCCUAAAAUGAUCCUCUGACAUUUUUACUCAUGUUGUAAGGAUUAUGCUUGUUCGAGUAUUUCAAAACCCAUGUAAGCACAUUGGCUUACUUCAUGUUAUGGUAUCCGUGGUCAGAAGCAAUCCUUUUAUCAGGGUACUUUUCAAGAUUGAAGAAAACCAUGUUACUACUUGUAAGAGCGUUA